Messenger RNA from Miniopterus natalensis, 1931 nucleotides. RefSeq names its product methylthioadenosine phosphorylase (gene MTAP). Gene Ontology annotation, molecular function: S-methyl-5-thioadenosine phosphorylase activity. Gene Ontology annotation, cellular component: cytosol. NCBI's taxonomy places the organism in Eukaryota, Metazoa, Chordata, Mammalia, Chiroptera, Miniopteridae. The record is from RefSeq and is a predicted model, not a curated record. Gene Ontology annotation, biological process: nucleoside metabolic process.
GCGCCCCGCGCGCCCACCUCGCGGCCUCCCUCCAGCGCAGGCAUGGCCUCGGCUGCGGCCCCCACCGCCGUGAAGAUUGGAAUCAUUGGUGGUACAGGCCUGGAUGAUCCAGAAAUCUUAGAAGGAAGAACUGAGAAAUACGUGGAUACUCCAUUUGGCAAGCCUUCUGAUGCCUUAAUUUUGGGGAAGAUAAAGAAUGUUGAUUGCGUCCUACUUGCAAGGCAUGGUCGGCAGCACACUAUCAUGCCUUCAAGAGUCAACUAUCAGGCGAACAUCUGGGCUCUGAAGGAGGAGGGCUGUACUCAUGUCGUAGUGACCACAGCUUGCGGCUCCUUGAGGGAAGAGAUUCAGCCCGGUGAUAUCGUCGUUAUCGACCAGUUCAUCGACAGGACCGCCAUGAGGCCUCAGACCUUCUAUGAUGGGAGUCACCCCUGUGCCAGAGGAGUGUGCCAUAUCCCAAUGGCUGAGCCGUUCUGCCCCAAAACAAGAGAGGUCCUCAUAGAAACUGCUAAGAAGCUAGGACUCCGGUACCACUCAAAAGGGACAGUGCUCACAAUCGAAGGACCUCGGUUUAGUUCACGGGCAGAAAGCUUCAUGUUUCGCACCUGGGGGGCAGAUGUUAUCAACAUGACCACAGUUCCUGAGGUGGUUCUUGCUAAGGAGGCUGGACUUUGCUAUGCAAGUAUUGCCAUGGCAACAGAUUAUGAUUGCUGGAAGGAGCACGAGGAAGUGGUUUCAGUGGACCGGGUUUUAAAGACCCUGAAAGAAAAUGCCAAUAAAGCCAAAAGUUUACUCCUCAGCACCAUACCUCAGAUAGGGUCCAUGGAAUGGUCAGAAACCCUCCAUAACCUGAAGAACAUGGCCCAGUUCUCUGUUUUAUUACCGAGACAUUAAAAUAGCAUGCCUGCCCAGAAGAUGAGACGACUUUCUGAUUCUAGUCAUUUGGGGAAUUCCUGCUAAAUUUGAAAUGUGGAAAAGCUUUCAUGCCCUUGCCCCCUAAGGAAGAACAUGUGAUAAGAGCAUGCCAAUGUGAAAGAUGCCUUCUCAAAGACAUGGACUGCUUCGAAAAACAGAGGGAAAGCAAAUGACCAGUAAACAUGUGGAAAAAUUCCUACCCUUUAGAAAAAAGGCAGGAAGACACCAUUCACCCUCCCCUCAUUAAAUUCAUUGCAAUAAAGGGUGGGAGGUAACAUUCAGUUUCCUGUGUUGCCAAGGACUAUGAAGAGGAAAUGGUACUCUUAGACUGUUGGUGUCUCUGUAAAUUGGUACAGUCUUUCUGGAGAGUGGUUUGGUAAAAUGUAUCAAAUGACUUAAAAAUACACCCUUUGUGCUGGCUAUUCUACUCCUUUUAUCUUUCAAAAUAUAACUUUAAAGAAUCAGAAAUGCAUAGAGAAUUAUGCAUAAAGAAGGAUGUUUAAUAUGUGUUAAUAGCAAAUAUUCAAAACAAUCCGAAUCUCCAAAAAUUAGAGAUAAAUUACGAUUUAGCUCUAAUUAGAUUGUGAAGCAGCCAACUGAAGAUUUUGUUGUUGUUAAUCUUCACCCAAAGAUAUUUUUUUCAUUGAUUUUCUUUUUAAAGUAGAAGUGAGGGGGAGAGAGAAAAAACAUCAAUGUGAGAAAGAUACGUCAAUUGAUUGCCUCCUGUACGUACCCCGACCUGGGCCAAAAACAAACCUGCAGCCCAGGUACAUGCCCUGACCAGGAAUCGAGCCCACAACCCUUUGGUUCCCAGACCGGUGCUCUAACCAUUGAGCCACGCUGGCCAGGGCUGAAGAUCCUGUUUUAAUAUAACAUUUAAUGUCCUAAAGAAUUGGUCGCUCUGUAAUAUAAAAUGAAAAAAGGAUAUGUGAGCAUUUUACAGCACUAAUUUUGUUUUAAAAUUCUACAUAACUGUACAAAAAAGACUAGAAAGAAAUACAUCUUUUGUUACUGUA